AUUUGCAAAGUAAUGCAGCAAAACGGAUUCAGUGCAUUGCGAUACGUCAACGGGUUACGAACGCGUUCUCUAAUAGCGGCGGUAUUGUGUGAAUGGUGACGAUUUAAGGCAAAAAAAAUAAUAUUUGGUAGCAAAUAUACUAAAGAGCCAAUCUUUGAUAUUUAAAUGAAAUACCAAGCUUAAGAAAAACAAAAAUUUAACGAAAAUAUAAAGAUUUUGACACAACACCCACAUAAAAAUCGAGCUGUUCCAAUUGUUUAAAAAUAUUUAAGAAAAAACAAAAUAACGCCAAAUUCUAUUACAAAACAGAAGCAGAUAUGUUUCGAUUGAAUGCAUUAGUCUUUGUGGCGCUGGGUGCAUCUUUCGCCUUGGUCAGUUGCCAAUACACCUAUGAAAGACCGGCGCGGCCCAUAAAUGAAGGCCAUUCAUAUCAACAGCCCACAUCUUCUGGAUCAUCUGGUGGUCAUUAUUUUCCUCCAUUACCCACAAUUAAGCCGCUGCCAGCAGUACCCAAUCUACCGGCUCUGCCAACUGGCCGGCCUAAGGUAACGGUCAAUCAACAGGCAUUAUUCCAGACUCAUCCCACGGCAGCAGUAACACAUCCUGGUCCAACAUAUAUUCCCCCCAGUGGUCCUGCAUUUGGUGUGGGUAAAAUUGCCCAGCAAUAUAGACCAUCAUCUCAAGGUAUUUACAACCAACCACCUCCACCAACGGGACCCUCAUCAUAUGGAAUUUCUGGAUCAGGUGGUACCUUUAGCACCCAUGCUCCGCGAACAGGUGAAAGUGGACUGUUACUGGGAACUUUUACACCCCCAACCGCUAGUGGAAUUGCAGGACAUACCACACAACCUUUGCGAGUACCUUUCGGUGGAACUGCCGUCAUUCACCCUCUGCCCGUGGAACAGAAUCCCUUUGAUGGUCGCCCUCUUAAGCAAUAUGCGGUUAUUGAAAUCAUUGAUAAUGAUCUUAAACAAAAUACAGAACCCUAUUUGGCUCCUGCUGUGCGCGAUGAUUUCCGGGCGCAAUUUGGAGCAACAGGCACAGGUGCUACUGCUCCUGCUUAUCCAGGUGUACAAAUCGAUUCUAGAGCCAAUAUCAAUAUUCUGGCACAACAAAGCCUAUCGGCCAGCAAAGACAAUCAAAUCUCUUUGGGCUCCGGAGGUCUGGGUUUGGUACGUCUAGCCGACGGAAAGAUACAUUUGGGUUCGGGUUCCUUGGGCUACAUUAGCAAUGAAAUGAUACGUGCGAAUGCUAAUGAAGCGCGUACCCGCUCUGAGAUGGCCAGAGCGAGUGCUUUGCAUUUUGGCCAUGGUUCCCCAUUACAAUCGCCCAUUAGCGGUGGAUUGCGUAGAUUUUAGUUAAGCAUUUGUUGCAGGCAAACAGUGAAGCAAGUUCAAAUAAAUCCAACUAAAACAACAACAACAACAACGAUUGCUACUAACUCUCUGACAAUACCAAUAUUUGACUUAAUUUUCUUGCCUAAAGACUUCAGUGUUAGUUUUGCUUGUAAAUAAAAAUCAUCGUCGAUGUGUUCUGAUUUUAUUUCCCUGUUUUGUUUGUAAUUUUUUUUAAGUUAAAACCUUAUAUGUCUCCUGUAUUUUAUAUUUUGUUUCGAAUUA
This is a messenger RNA of Stomoxys calcitrans (stable fly), 1619 nucleotides long. RefSeq lists its product as uncharacterized. The transcript has 3 exons. The record is from RefSeq and is a predicted model, not a curated record. The coding region runs from base 318 to 1358 and encodes 346 amino acids. Lineage: Eukaryota; Metazoa; Arthropoda; Insecta; Diptera; Muscidae.